Molecule: messenger RNA, 738 nt
Organism: Rotaria sp. Silwood2
Lineage: Eukaryota; Metazoa; Rotifera; Eurotatoria; Philodinida; Philodinidae
Source: the annotation of a GenBank genome assembly
AUGAUUACCCUGCAACCAGUAAAACCUGUUAUAAAAGCUCCUUCAGUUCAUUUACCACUCGGUAUCUCUUUUUUUACUUUCCAUGGACUCUCCUAUAUCAUUGAUGUCUACCGAAAAGAAGUUCAAGUGGAAUGGAAUCCAGUAACACUAGGAUUGUAUUUUUCAUUUUUUCCUCAAUUAAUAGCUGGCCCUAUUGUGCGAUAUCACGAUGUUGCACAACAGCUCAUCGAAAAUCGGGAAUUCAAACGUAAAGAAUUUGCACAGGGUGUAGUAGGAUUCAUACUUGGUCUCUCAAAAAAGAUGCUUAUAGCAAAUACAGUUGGUGCUGUGGCAGAUACAAUCUUUACUUUGCCAUUUGAAAAGCUCGACGUGUCUCAUGCAUGGAUUGGCUUGGUGACUUAUACAUUACAAAUAUAUUUCGAUUUCUCAGGUUAUUCCGACAUGGCUAUUGGUCUUGCGCAUAUGUUUGGCAUUCGAUUUCUUGAAAAUUUCAACUAUCCCUACACGUCCCGAUCAAUUAAAGAAUUUUGGAGACGAUGGCAUAUUUCACUUUCAAAUUGGUUUCGCGAUUAUUUAUAUAUUUCACUUGGUGGUAAUCGCGUUUCAGAACGUCGAGUCUACUUAAACCUUUUGACGGUCUUUCUUCUUUGUGGUCUUUGGCAUGGUGCCAGUUGGAAUUUUAUUAUUUGGGACGCUGUACAAGCACGUGGAAGUCUUCAUUGGAUCUACGAUAAUUGA